AUGCCUGUCAUUCCAGAGUCCUCGGAAUUCCCAUCGGUUCCGCAGAAGGAUCCUAAAGAUGCCUCCACCAAGCCAGGCGAACAGCAAAAGGCGUCGGCCCAGGAUUUCACAUCGAAGGGUCCCGUGAUUUCUGAUAACCUGCCACCCAAGGCGACGAAGGAGGAAAUCGAAGCACGCAUGAAGGAGCUGAAUAAGCCAGCUAAUUAG
Molecule: messenger RNA, 207 nt
Organism: Penicillium waksmanii
Lineage: Eukaryota; Fungi; Ascomycota; Eurotiomycetes; Eurotiales; Aspergillaceae
Exons: 2
Coding region: 1-207 (68 amino acids)
Source: RefSeq, a predicted model, not a curated record